This is a messenger RNA of Zasmidium cellare ATCC 36951, 1308 nucleotides long. RefSeq lists its product as uncharacterized. The transcript is spliced from 4 exons. Gene Ontology annotation, molecular function: FAD binding. Bases 1 to 1308 code for a protein of 435 amino acids. NCBI's taxonomy places the organism in Eukaryota, Fungi, Ascomycota, Dothideomycetes, Mycosphaerellales, Mycosphaerellaceae. The record is from RefSeq and is a predicted model, not a curated record.
AUGGAUUCUAUGGACGAAUCGAGCACUUCGGUGCCCCCAAAACCCUUCGCCCCUGCCGUAGAGGCUACUGUGGAUGUUGGCGACCCGAAUAAAAUCAUCAUUAUCGGCGCUGGACCGACUGGCUUGGCACUUGCACAAGGCUUGAAAAAGGCGAGCAUUCCAUAUGUGGUAUAUGAAAGGAAUGAGAACGAGAAUAUCAAGCGUAAUUGGUCAAUGGGCGUGCAUUGGGCGAUUCCUUGUUUGAAAGAGCUCCUCCCAGAAGAGGUUUUCGCCACGAUUGAGCGUACUCAGGUCGAUCCGCAUCGUUCAACAAGUGACACAGACCGCCUCACACUCCUCAACGGAGCCACCGGCGAGCUGAUCAAAUCUGUCGACUCUUCGAAGUUCUAUCGCCUUCGUCGGGACAAGUUCCGCAAGAUGCUUCUCACUGGACUCGAAAUCCGUUGGGGCAAGACACUUGACCAGAUUACUUAUUCAGACGACGGGCUUGCCGCAACAACGCACUUCGCAGACGGGACGCGAGAUACUGGUAGCAUCAUUGUUGGCACAGAUGGCCCACACUCUCGCGUGCGUACUUUGUUGGUUGGCGAAGAGAAGGCGAAGGUGGAGCCUACCGACUUUGCUACGACAAUGUGCUUUACCAAGCAUACGAGAGAACAUGCUCUGUUCCUUCGAGCGCCGCCACAUCACCCGUUGUAUCAGACUGCUGCUCAUCCAAUGGGAAUGUUCUCUUGGCUUUCUCUCCACGAUGGCGAAGACCCAGAUCAUCCAGAAGAUUGGACAUUCUACCAUUACGUCAGUUUCAAAGAGCCUCGAGACUACGAGAAUAAAAUGACCAAUGCGGAACUCGUAGCCCGUCAGAAAGAAUUGGCGAAACAUUUCGUGGAUCCUUGGAAGAGUGUUUUCGAGUGGAUGCCAGAUGAUCAUCCAGUUUGGUACGGAAAACUACGACACUGGGACCCGCGAGACCCAGGACACCAAUGGGACAACCAGGCCGGCAGAGUCACAAUCGCAGGUGACGCUGCCCAUCCCAUGACCUUUCAGCGUGGACAAGGCCUGAACCACGCCUUGAAGGAUUCUCUGGAGUUGUGCAAAGCUGUUCAAAAGUACUGGAACGACGGGGCAGUCUCAGUCCAGGACCGCAAAGAAGCACUCGAUGCUUAUGAGGAGGAAAUGAUCCAGCGCGGAGGAGAGGAAGUCCGUCUGAGUGAAGGCAACAGCAAAACUAUGCACAACUUUGAGAAGGUGAUGGAGAGCGCCACAGUGAAGGCAGGCAUGCAUCUGACGAGGCAAGGCAUUGCUUCAUGA